Messenger RNA from Zea mays, 879 nucleotides. RefSeq lists its product as uncharacterized. The transcript has 2 exons. Bases 48 to 671 code for a protein of 207 amino acids. Lineage: Eukaryota; Viridiplantae; Streptophyta; Magnoliopsida; Poales; Poaceae. The record is from RefSeq and is marked validated.
ACGAGACGGCCAGAGAACCAGAUUCCGUUCCCCUGAACCCGAUCGAGAUGGAGUCGGAAGCUGACAGAGCCGCGGCACCGGCGCCGGCGCCGGCAGUUGCCGCGGAGACCAGCGACGACGCCAUCCAGGAGGAGUCUCCAGCCACGGCCCCUUCCUCAGACGGAAAGCCCGGAUCAGGGGCGGCGGCGGCCCCGGCGCCGGAGGUGGAGGUGCAGCUGUUCCGGCGCGGGCGUCCGGUGGCAGUGUUCCGGUCGCAGCUGGGCGGGUAUACGCAGGACCAGCUGGAGGUGGGCGACGUCCUGGAGCAGCACGGCCUCAAGUCCGUCUUCGCCUUCGACCCUGCCGCCCGCAAACGCGGCGUCGCCAUCCGCUUCAACCCUCGCAACGGCCGCUCCCUCCUCCCCUACGCCCCUGGUUCCACGAUCUUCCUAGACGGCGAGCCCAAGGAUUCUUUGCUGAAGCCCAUCACGAAGAUGGUGAUUGGGGUCGCCGCUAUGACUGUGGUAGCUGCAGUCCUAUUGAAGGAGGCCAAGAUGCCCGAGUGGCUUCAGUCAUCCAAGCUGGGCGCCGUGAGCUUCCCACCAUGGGUGCUGGCUUGCAUGGUCAUCGUGUUCAUGAGGCUCCGGAAGAGAACCAUGGAUGCAAUGAAGAAGUUUGGCUGGGUCUCAUGAGGUAGCAACACUUUUACCUUUAUUUUGAGGAAAAUCUGAGUAUACUUAAAAGGCAGAUGCAGAGGCACAACCGCACAAGUUGUUGCCAUCAAAACUCUGUUGCUCUAAAAACUCAAGUUAAUUGAAUUGUAAUAAUUGCAGUCCAUAUGCCAAUAGGAGGUGAAAAAUUUGUUCUCAGGGUGAAUGUGUGAUAUAAAUUUCUGUGCAU